Molecule: messenger RNA, 4795 nt
Organism: Anopheles moucheti
Lineage: Eukaryota; Metazoa; Arthropoda; Insecta; Diptera; Culicidae
Gene: Nelf-A
Product: negative elongation factor A
Exons: 4
Coding region: 1-3693 (1230 amino acids)
Biological process (GO): negative regulation of transcription elongation by RNA polymerase II
Cellular component (GO): NELF complex
Source: RefSeq, a predicted model, not a curated record
AUGGCGAACGUGCGGGAUAGCGACAUUUCUCUGUGGCUCCACAAUAAGCUUGGUACAUCAAACGAUUCAUGGAUAAGUGGUUCCAUUACGUCUCAAUUGAAUAAAGAAGUGCUUCGGAACAUCAAGGAGUGUUUUCCAGACUUACAGACCCAGGUUAAGCUGAAACUGCUGUUGAGUUUUUUCCAAAUUCCGCGACGGAUCGUCGAAGAGUGGAAAACGGAACUAGAGGAAGUAAUUGAAGUUGCUGGACUCGAUUCAGAGCUAUGGGUGUCAAUGAUAGCGGAAACGAUAAAAACCUUCCCGACCACAGGGUCUUUGAACACGGAAAUCUCAGACUACGAAGAGACGCGCCCAAUUUUCACAGACAUGGUCAACGAAUUGCGACGGUUGGUAGUGAAAAAUGCCGAUCUCGGUAUGCUCCCCCUGGAAUGUCAGUAUCUCAACAAAUCGACGCUUGUUUCUGUGGUCGGGCAGCAGUCAACGCCUGUGAAACAUUUUACGUUAAAACGUAAACCGAAAAGUGCAGCCUUACGUGCGGAGCUGCUGCAAAAGUCUUCCGAUGCACAGAGUUGCCUCAAGAAGAUAUCUGCACCAACAGUGCCUUUACGGUCGCGUGGCAUUCCACGUAAAAUGACCGACACAACACCGCUUAAAGGUAUCCCGUCACGCGUACCUACCGGUGGCUUUCGUUCACCUCCGACUACCCCAGGUCAAACCCGGCCGGCAAUGAGCCGAACGCCAGCCGGUAGAAAGGAUGGAGGUAUAAAGCUACUCGAGAUCGGAGAGCAACCGCUAGGCUAUGCGGCAGCGAAAAAACGUAAGCGAGAACAAGAGAAGGAAGAACAGGCAAAGAAGGUGGCGGAACAACAGAGUCAAAGUGCAAAUGAUACGAAGUCGACCACAACCACGCCGUCUACAUCAAGUCCAACUGUUACGACAACGCCCGAUUAUGCGGCAGGUUUGUCAGCACCCUCGACAGUGUACAGUCAGCCUGCAACACCAAUGCCGGCCACAUCUGGCAGCAAGGAUGUAUCCUCUAGCGUGAUGUCAACGUCUGUUGCCUCUAGUACAUCGCAAGCUCAAGUACAACAACCACAAGCGCAACAACAGCAACCAACACCAUCCCCCCAGACGCAGCUUCAGCCAGCACAGCGGCAGCCGCAACAAACGCAACCGACAAUAACAACUUCUCAGCAAUCUCAACAGCAACAAACGCCCUCUCAGGCAACAUCUGCUGUGGUCGAUGAGGAGGAAGAGGUUGAGAUGAAAGACACAAAACCGGAAUCCAUUAGCUUAACCACGCCCGUUGCUAUACCGGUUAGUGCUGUGCCAAGUGUAAGUUCGGCACCACCUCCAUUGGCAUAUCCUGCAACGAAAACAAUAUCAGCAACGGUCAUCAAAACGGAACCCAGCGGUGUUGGGGCAGGUACGGUUGGAAGUUCUAUGGUUACGUUGUCAUCACAACCCCCAUCGUUGGUACGAACUGUUCCGUUAACACCUAAACAAGCCAAAUCGGUACUGCAGUCGCAAUCGGGAGCGACGGGAGGAGUUCAGAUAAUUCAAAAAUCCACAGGCAAAACGAUCAGUGCGGCUGCAGCAGCUGCUGCAGCAGUAACGAGCACCAGCAACACCAACGCGCAGCAGAAAAUAGAAAUCCUAUCGUCUGAGUCGAUCGUACCCGGAACGUUACAUGCCUCCAUUCCAAAAUCUACGACCAUCAUCAAUCGUGGUGGAAAUAUAUUGUUCACUACGAAGCAGGUGCAGCCUGGCACGACAACAGCUGCCGGAGGAGCAACAAUAAUACAGCAAAAAACGCCACUUACUUCGUACGUGCUUAACACGACAUCGCCCGGCAAACAGCUCAACAUUCAGCGAAUAGUUUCGAACGCGAGUUCCACAGGCACGCCUAGUUUGACGACAACCAUUUCACGGGCUCCGCAUCAGCAGCAACUGCUGCAGCAGCAAUCGCAACAAAUUCAAGUCCAGGGACAACAGUCAGCUACGCAGCAGACUAGGAUUGUGCAAAUUAAAACAGCUCCAACUGUGUCGCUUAACAAUAAUCAGUUGAUGCAAAAUAUUCCACCCCUUAUAUCUACCCAGAUUCCGGCCGGGGCGACUCAGCCAACGAUACUAAACAUUCAAUCCAUGCAACAACAGCAGGGUCAGCAGAAUCAGUUACAAAUUACCCCGACAGCAGUGCCCCAGAAGCGCACGAUCACGAUAACAGCACAAAACCCGCCGACGGCUGGUAUGACUACCUCCGUCGCACAAAUUCUUCAACAUCAGCAACAGCUGCAGCAGCAACAACAGCAGCAACAGCAACAACAAGCGCUGCAAGCUACUGCUGCAGCUGCGGUCGGCCAACAGCCAAAGUACACACAAGUGGUUAUGCCGCCGAAUGUUAAGGGAAACACCUACUACGUAACGAAUGCCGCAAAUGUUUCGAAUGUGCUGAAUCAGAAAGGAGUCAUCAUACAAACGGUCGACGCAUCGGGCAACACUGUAUAUCAGCAGAUUCCGCUACAAAACGUUUCCGGAUUGAGCGGAGCCACAAUACUGACGGGACCGCCAGGACUGAUCAAAACGGAAUCGGAAACAAAGCUGAGUCAAAUUCCCGCACUGGUACCAACUAGCUCGUUGCAUCAAAAUAUUCCCGCCCUAACACCCGUCGUGAUUCAACCCAGUGGAGGACAGCAGCAAGGCACUACCGUGGUACAGCAGCAACAGCAGCAAGGUGCAACCAUACCGGCAUUGAUUACGAACAUUUCACAGCAGCAGGUCCAGCAGCAGCAACAGCCGCAGGUAAAGCAGCAGGUGAUUUUCCGACCUGUCGGUGGAACAAACAAUGUGCAAACAAUUUUGCCACAAGGAAUCACGCUUAUUCAGCGGCCAGGCGGCCAACCAAAGCUAGUGCAAACGAUCCAACAAUCGGCCGGUGCUGGUCAACAGCAGCAACAGUUGCUAAAAGCGGCCACCGCAGCAGGGCAGGCAGGACAACGUACAAUCAUUACGCAAAUACCCCAACAGCAGCAACAGCAGGGUCAGCAACAGCACACGAUUCAGUUCCAGGCCCCGGGAUCACAGCGUACUGGCGGCACUACCAUUCAGCUAGUCCAGCAACCGCAACAGCAAGGUCAAACCCAACAGAUACAGGUGCAGCGUGCCCAAUUUAAGCAAGUGCAGCAGCAACAACAGGGAACUACGGUAACGAUACAGUCUCAAGGCAGUGGUCAGCAGCAGCAGCAGCCACAACAAGCGCAACAGCAACAAGCGGGUGGAAGAAAAGGGCUUUCAAUAUCCAGCAAGUAUUACAUGGAAGCACAUGACAUGUUUAAACGGGCUAACUGCGUGUCCCGAUUAGAGAAGGCUAUAAUCAUCGGUUUCAUGGCUGGCUAUCGAAACAAUCCUAGGCCUUCACCGGAAAACAUCGUGACCAUAAAAUUAAAUGAAAGUGUUGAAAAAGUGCACCAAGACGAUAGGGCAGCUUUGAUGCUGGUUGAGUCGCUCAUCACGCUCGACUACAACACGGGUCAGUGGAGAACAUUCCGAAAGUAUCGUGAAGUUGACCAAUCGCAACAGCUUGCAGAAAGCGUUAGCAGUGACACAACGGCGGGUGGUGCUGCAAAUACUGCUACGGGCGGAGGCAGUGGGACGGCCGCAUCCGCUGGACAACAAAAUUCAGUAGUUAUUUAAUAUUUAGCAUAGGGUGCACCAAAAACAGAAGCAAACCGCAAUAAGUAAUAUGGCCGCAAUCCUGGUCGGCUUCAGUCCCGUGGCGUAUGUAGUCCUUUUUGCAGGAAGAUGCAUGCGCGAAGAUGCGCACGUAAACUGUUUGCCGUUGCUGUGCAGCUAUCUAUAUCAGUCGUGACAUAGUGAUUAGUGGUAUAACACAUUAGUACAGUGUAGGCGAUAAAGUUGCAAUAAGCGGUGAUGCGAAUGUGAACACUGUUAGGCAAAUUAUGAGGUAUGUAAUAAGUAGUAUAUAUUUGUAUAGAAACAUGAUGUAAUAAUGCCAACAUAAUAGGUUUGCAAAUUUUUGCAGAGCGAUUCUAAGAAUCAAGCACCUUGUUUGAAACUGUGACUCUGUUGGAAAAGUGAAAUAUUGCAAACAGUUCGAUGAGUUUGGAAAUGUUUAGUCGAUUAGUUUUAGCGCAAACAUCAUUUCAGCGUUGUUUCCUAUCGAAAGAUGUUUUGUAUAAAGUGAUGUGAAUAUUAGUAUUUUGAGUUGUUUUUUUUUUUAAUGAUGUAUCGAUACACAGCUUAGUGAGAUGGGUUCCAUAAAUUCUGUACAUAUGAACAAGCAUGGAAAUGAAUGCGGAAAAAGUUUAGGCAACAACAGCGCGGGGCACUUGCGGUAAUUUGCCCCUUUGCAGGGAUAGCGAACAAAACACACGGUGUUUAUUAAGCAUUUGUUAGGAGCUUUAGCGGAUCAGUCAGCUUGCGUUUGAAAGCAUACAACGUGUGUGGAAGCCGCGUUUGUGUGUGUGUGUUUUUUAAUUAACAACUGCAGUUUCAGGUAUUUUAAACUCCUUUCUCAUUCUUACCAUGUGCCGACGGCAAUGGGCAUCUCGUAGUUUAUGUUAUUUCCCACAUUCUCAAGACAAUAGCAUAUUAAUAGGGGUGUUUUGCUUUAAGUUCUAGUUGUCUUUCGAUUUUGUUUUAACGUAACGAAAGUUCUUAUGUAUAAACUAAACGCAUUUUAGUUCGCAGGGAAGAUAAGUGUUGUUACGAAUUAUUAUUUUAGCGUCUGUAUCAAAAUAAAAAAGAGAUAUCGAAAUAUAUGCGUAAACAACAA